AUGUUGUCAAAGACUAUUUCCAAUUUCUUCAGCUCUACCAAGCCCUACGUUUGGAUUAACAAGCACACUAAGGUUAUUUGCCAAGGUAUCACUGGUAACCAAGGUACUUUACACACUCAACAAGCUCUUGAAUACGGUACUAAGAUGGUUGGUGGUGUCAAUCCUGCUAAGGCUGGUCAAACCCACUUGGGCUUACCCGUUUUCAAGAACUGCCAAGAAGCCAAGAAAGUCACCGGUUGUGAUGCUUCCGUUAUCUACGUUCCUCCCCCUCAUGCUGCUAAGGCUAUUAUGGAAGCUAUUGAAGCUGAAAUUCCCUUGGUCGUUGUCAUCACCGAUGGUAUCCCAUAACACGACAUGGUCAAGGUUAAGCACGCUCUUAGACAACAAAAGAUUACCAGAAUUAUUGGUCCCAAUUGCCCUGGUAUCAUUAAGCCCAACGAAUGUAAGAUUGGUAUUAUGCCCGGUUACAUUCACAAGCCUGGUAAAAUCGGUAUCGUCUCAAGAUCUGGUACUUUGACUUACGAAGCUGUUGACUAAACUACUAAGGCUGGUUUGGGUCAAUCUACCGUCGUUGGUAUUGGUGGUGAUCCUUUCAACGGUACCAAUUUCAUCGAUGUCCUCGAAAGAUUCGUUGAAGAUCCCGAAACUGAAGGUAUUUUAUUAAUUGGUGAAAUCGGUGGUGAAGCUGAAGAACAAGCUGCUGCCUGGUUGAAGGCUAACAAUAAAACCAACAAGCCCGUUGUUUCUUUCAUUGCUGGUGUUACUGCUCCUCCUGAGAGAAGAAUGGGUCACGCUGGUGCUAUCGUUUCUGGUGGUAAGGGUUCUGCCACUGAAAAGAUCAAGGCUUUAGAAUCUGCUGGCAUUAAGGUCUGCAGAUCUCCUGCCACCUUAGGUCAAGAAAUGCUCAACCUCAUGAAGGUCCAUAAGAACUGA
This is a messenger RNA of Tetrahymena thermophila SB210, 933 nucleotides long. RefSeq names its product succinyl-CoA synthetase alpha subunit. The record is from RefSeq and is a predicted model, not a curated record. Gene Ontology annotation, molecular function: succinate-CoA ligase (GDP-forming) activity; succinate-CoA ligase (ADP-forming) activity. The transcript is spliced from 4 exons. Gene Ontology annotation, biological process: tricarboxylic acid cycle. Gene Ontology annotation, cellular component: mitochondrion; succinate-CoA ligase complex (ADP-forming). Lineage: Eukaryota; Ciliophora; Oligohymenophorea; Hymenostomatida; Tetrahymenidae.